AUGAAAGUACUUUUACCGUUGUGUUUACUGUUGGCUGCCGAAAUCUACGCGAAAGUUAUGAAUAAAACAGCGCCAAACGUUCAGUCGUUCGUCGCACAAAGUCCCAUGGAACUAAUAACAGGCCUUUAUGGGAAUUGGUCGAUUGCUUAUUUCAGCUUAGAGAAUCAGCAGACAGUGAAGAAUUCGACGGGUGAGGUGUAUUUGGAGGCAAUGAUGGCAGAUCCUGGAAUCGGUGUUCGUUGCACGAACGAUAGUCAUUUGAUGCCAUCGCUAGACGGUGCGUAUUAUCCAUGUUUCGCAAACGAAUCAUUUCUGUAUCCACUCCAUUUACCUUCUAAACGUCCACCGUCAUACAACUUCAAUCAAAAUUGUUCGUGUUCGAAUCGCGAGUGGCAAUGCACUGAUCCGGAUGAGUUUGAUUUGGAUUUAGCGAAUGUUACGUUGGAAAGUGGCAAUAUCGUGUUCGAUCUUUCCUAUCGAAACAUAUCGCAAUUUCGACUGAUAACUUUCGAACGAACGAUGCACGCACCAUUGAUGUGA
Molecule: messenger RNA, 540 nt
Organism: Anisakis simplex (herring worm)
Lineage: Eukaryota; Metazoa; Nematoda; Chromadorea; Rhabditida; Anisakidae
Source: the annotation of a GenBank genome assembly